Messenger RNA from Dichomitus squalens LYAD-421 SS1, 1967 nucleotides. RefSeq lists its product as uncharacterized. The transcript is spliced from 7 exons. The record is from RefSeq and is a predicted model, not a curated record. NCBI's taxonomy places the organism in Eukaryota, Fungi, Basidiomycota, Agaricomycetes, Polyporales, Polyporaceae. The coding region runs from base 28 to 798 and encodes 256 amino acids.
CCCGUCUUGCACGCCGCGCAGAGCACGAUGUCCUUCAUCAAGUUCCCUUUCACUCAGCUGCCUCACAUCGAGUCAAGCCCGAAGCGCGUCCGCGUCUUCUUCGGAGGCGAGUACAUCGUCGACACCACCGACGCCCUCCUCGUCUGGCUGAAGCCAAACUACCCGUACUACUUCUUCAAGACCAAGGACGUCCCCGAGAAGUACCUCGUCGACGCCUUCCAGUCCCAGAAGCACCACAUCUACGACAUCGUCGUCGGGAACCGCCGUGCGGAGGCCGCGGCCACCGUCUACCACGACGACGAGCUCGAUGGGCUCAUCCAGAUCGAGUUCUCCGAGAUGGACGCCUGGUUCGAGGAAGACGAGCAGAUCUACGUGCACCCCAAGGAUCCGUACAAGAGGGUGGACGUUCUGCACUCGUCGCGACACCUCCGGGUGGAGGUGAACGGCGUGGAGGUGGCCAACACGACGCGGCCCCGCUUGCUAUUCGAGACGAGUCUUCCCAUUCGCUACUACAUCCCGACGCCUGAUUGCAAGCUCGAGCUGCUCACACCAUCGCAAACUACGACGCAAUGUCCAUACAAGGGUGUCGCGAGUUACUACAGCGUACAGCUUCCCACCGGUGAUGUCCACGAGGACAUCGUCUGGUACUACCGCACGCCGCAACUCGAGUGCGCCGAGAUCAAGGGCUGCGUUGCUUUCUACAACGAGAAGGUCGACAUCUACCUCGACGGCGUCCUCCAGCCACGCCCAGAGAGCCCCUGGGCCAGCAAGCGAGCCAGCGCCGUCGUCCCUGUGUAACUCCGGCAACCUGGACGAAGCAGCAAGCGACGGACGAUCAAUAUCAAUUGUAUGAUAGUACUGAUGUGCCGCAGGACAUUCUAGUCAGCUUUCAUGUAACUUCGUUAUUGCUUUCGGCAUUACUACCGGUGAGGGGCCCUUGGGGUGGCACACGGACAUGGAUGGCAUUAGGGACACACAGACACAUACGCAUAUAUCACAGUGCUCCAUACAACGUACUCGGUCAAUGAACUUAGUAACUUGCGAUAACUAUACUAUGCAUAGCAGCAAAGUGAUCCAUGUAGAAUGAGGGAUACCGAUGUCGGUCCAGCGUAGGAUAUCGUGCGGAAGUGGUAUACAUGCGAUAUCAGAAACCUCAAAGGUCAGGGUGAUGCCGAAUUACUUGACGUAGUCGGCUGCGAGGAUCGUCGCUCCGUCCGCGACUGGUGUUCGACCGCAAUUUCCGCAGACAGACGCGAGAUCUCAGAGAACGCUGCCCGGAGGAGGUCAAGGUCUGCGUCAAGGUUCUCCGCCCGGGACUUCAUAGCAGCAAUGGUGUCACUGGCGGCGAUGAGCUCGUGAUGGUGAUUAUACACGAGACUUUGCCGUUCGCUGUCCAGCUGCCGGAUUUCCGUCAGCAAGUCGUUCUCCGUCUUCAGCAGCGUCGGCAGCGACGACGUCGUGAUCAACUGCUCAUAGUACGCCCGCGCGUCGAACACCGGCGAGUCAAAGUCCAUCGGGUCCUGGCUGCUCUUCGCCCCGCCCAGCGGCGGCGGCGGGCCCAGCCCCAGCCCGUAAUGCUUCCUCAGCAAGUCCCGCGCGCGCGCCUUCUGCGGCGUCCCCGGCAUCGCACCCGCACCUGCAGCCCCCACCCCAGAGGGGCGCACACCCGUGUCCAGCCCGAGCCCGACGAGCGAGCCCGGGGCGGACCCCGGCAGCCCGUGCCCCGACCCGCGCCGCGUCGCAGCAACCGAUGAGGGUCCCCCUUGCACGUUUUUCAGUGACGCGGGGCGGUGGAGGGGAGAGACGGGCGGGCGGGUGACGGAAGCGUGGCGGGAGGGUGUGCGCGGGGUGUGCGGUGUGCUGAGCGGCGUGUGCGGGGUGGUCGGGGUGUACGGCGGUGUGUGUGGGGUCCGCGGAGGGCUUCCUGGUGUCAGGGACAUAUCUUUCUGCACUGACCGCUAGGCAAG